AUGCGAAUGAGCUGCGAGACGAGGCGAUCGUUGCCUCGAUGCCUUGUUCUAGCGCUGUGGGCGUGUUCUAGGAUCGUAGUGGCCAGAUUCUUGGAAUCGCUGGACCAAUCGCAGCAGGAAAUCCAGAUCAUCGGCAUCUGGAGUGGAAGCGGCCGUGCACCACUAGAGGCAAGAUUUGCAUCCCAUCGCAACAUCAAACCACGGAGUGGAAGAUGGAAAGAGGCCAUUUUUAACAAGAGUGUCAAGGAUGCGGUGGAAGAGGAGCAGCAAGAGAAAAGCCCGGCAAAUGUGGGCAAGUACGCAAGCCUCAUUAGAAGCUGCACGGCCACGCAAAAUCUAAGCGACGGGCGACGCCUCCACCAUCACAUAGCAUCGCACCCCAACUCCAAGUACAGAAAGGACCGAUUCCUGGGGAAUUUGCUCGUGAACAUGUACGGCAAGAGUGGCUGCGUCGACGAGGCUCGCGCGGUGUUUGACGCUAUUGCCCAUUCGAAUGUGUUCUCGUGGAACAUGAUUCUUGCAGCAUACGCCUUGAACGGGCAUUUGGACAAAGAAAAAUCCACGUUUGAAGAAAUGCCUGCGAAAGAUGCAGCCUCGUGGACGUGCAUGAUAGCUGCAUAUGGUCAGGUGCGCCAACUUUUUGAGGCUAGAGAAUUGUUUGAUUCUAUGCAAAAUCCCAGCGUGGUUCCUUGGAACGCUAUCAUCUCUGCAUAUGCCCAUGCAGGGCAUGCGUGGAAUAUGGAGCCUGGGAAUGCCGCUCCCUACGUGCUGCUCAACACUACGUAA
This is a messenger RNA of Selaginella moellendorffii, 786 nucleotides long. RefSeq names its product pentatricopeptide repeat-containing protein At4g18840-like. The transcript has 2 exons. Gene Ontology annotation, biological process: RNA modification. The coding region runs from base 1 to 786 and encodes 261 amino acids. The record is from RefSeq and is a predicted model, not a curated record. Lineage: Eukaryota; Viridiplantae; Streptophyta; Lycopodiopsida; Selaginellales; Selaginellaceae. Gene Ontology annotation, molecular function: RNA binding; protein binding.